This is a messenger RNA of Rubroshorea leprosula, 1609 nucleotides long. The record is from the annotation of a GenBank genome assembly. NCBI's taxonomy places the organism in Eukaryota, Viridiplantae, Streptophyta, Magnoliopsida, Malvales, Dipterocarpaceae.
AGACACGUGUUGCUUCAGUAAUUCCGCCACGAUGCUGCAGCUAUGAUAAUCGCCUCUCAGCUCCGGUGUAGAGACUCUAGGGUCUAGAGAGAGAAGAAAGAAAUUAAGAGACAGCGCUGCGGGUUUGGUAGCUUGGAGGCAGAGGAUGGACGGGGGAGACCAGUGGUAGAUGUUUAAAUGCGCCGGGGAUAUGCAGGACAAGACGAUAAUCAACAGAAUAAUGCUCAGAUUCCGGCCGAUUGCGCCAAAACCAGUCACCGGCGACUCAGCCUCAGGUGAGUCACUCGGUGGUUAUAAGAACUCAAUUGUUAGUAGCAGAAGAAAGAAGAGAAAGUACGUUAGAGUUUCGAAAAAUUGCAGGAACAGUGGAAAGAAGAUUAGUAAAAGAGUCUCUGAUCAAGGAACCGGAGAUGGUCCAACCAACAAAGAAACGAUACUACCGUUGAUGCCGGAGAAAGCUGAUCUAGAUGGAACGGCUGGAGUUUCCAGUGUUCCAGGAGAUCUGGAACAACCCAUGAACUUGAGCUUGAAGACAAAUAUACCGGUCACUGAUGAGGUGGCGGGGACUAGGGUGGCAGAUCGGACGGUAGUGGAGUCGUGGGUGACGGUCGAGAGCGUCACAGACACAUGCAUGGAUGAUGGAGCCUUGGGGCGUACGGACGUGGAGAAAAUGAAGAAUCUGGAGAGGGACACGUGUCCAGGUUUCAUAUCCGACGGUUCAAACAGGGUGGUGUGGGUGAACGAGGCAUACAAAAGGAUGGUGACGGGGACUCAACAAGACGGCGGAGGGCAGCCGCCAGAUGCGGUGGUGUCGCUGGUGAUGAAGGAAAGACUAUUACCGUAUACCCAGUACCUGUACCGGGCCUUUUCAUGCCACGUUGGAGUGCAAUAUACGUGGCGGAAGGACAAGUACACGAAGAUGGUUCCGUGCGAUGUGUGGAGAAUGGAUAGCGGCGGGUAUGCAUGGCGGCUGGAUGUAAAAGCAGCUCUGAGUUUGGGCAUCUAAAAACAGAGAAACAGCGUACGCAUCAAUGGUGAUUAAUGUUUCGAUAAAUCCAGGUAAGCUUCCAAGAUAGUUUGCGUAACAAUAAUGAUCUCUAAAAAGGCAAGACUCUGUCUGUCGUCUGAAAAUCUGAAUUGCUCAUAAGUUUAAGGCCAAAUUUGUGGGUUAAUCUGUAGUAUUGGCAGAUAGAAAUAAAUUAAGGAAUGAAAAGCAAAAUACGAAGGAAGGUUGUGUAAUUAAAGGUAUAAAUUAAUUAAUUGAAAAUGGGGUUAUUUCAACACGCAAGGCCGCAAGGGUUUGAAGAAAAGACUGAAGGGGACACCGGACACAUUUUGCUGAGGAUUAUGUACCAAAGGCAAAGUUGUAUUGGUGGAAUAAUUAAGCACUUCUUAGCUAGUAUAAUAGGCAAUAUAGGGCACUUAAGAGUUGUGUGUGAAUGUUAGUUGGGUAGGGUGGGCGGCCGCAGAUGCAAAAUGUAUAUUAGUGCUUCUGAAAAGGAAACUAAGUAUGGUGGCGAUAAUUAAAGUUUGUGACUUUUGUGUACCUACCCUUGCGUAAACUCUUGUAAAAAAAAAUGUCUAAUGUGAAAAAAAUGAUGUUUUGAAA